Chlorella variabilis is the source of this 447-nucleotide messenger RNA. RefSeq lists its product as hypothetical. The transcript is spliced from 3 exons. Lineage: Eukaryota; Viridiplantae; Chlorophyta; Trebouxiophyceae; Chlorellales; Chlorellaceae. Gene Ontology annotation, molecular function: protein-N-terminal glutamine amidohydrolase activity; protein-N-terminal asparagine amidohydrolase activity. Gene Ontology annotation, cellular component: nucleus; cytosol. The record is from RefSeq and is a predicted model, not a curated record. The annotation marks the transcript as partial.
GCAUGGCCGUCCAGGAGUGACUGUGUCUAUACGGCAUGCUGGUGCGAGGAGAACGUGUGGUGGCUUGCGCAGCAGCUGGUGGCACAGCUGCCGGCCUGGCGCCUGGCCAUUAUCUUCAUUUCGAACUCGCAUAAAAUGGUGCCUGUGUGGUACCAAAGAGCCGGCCUUGGAAAAGUUGUGUGCUGGGACUAUCAUGUGCUGCUGGUGGCACAGCAGGAGGGCGGAGAGGCGCUCGUUUUUGAUCUGGACACCACGCUGCCGUUCCCCUGCUCCCUGGCCGAUUACCGGCGACACGCGCUGCUGGGGGCAGCGAACCUGCCGCAGCACUACCGCCGGUUUUAUCGUGUUGUGCCGGGGGCUCUUUUCGUGCGGCACUUUGCAUCAGACAGAUCUCACAUGCGGGACGAGGCUGGCGCCUGGCUGCACACCCCUCCGCCAUACCCUUGC